CGACAUACGUUAUCAUUCAUUAUUGAACUAACUGCGCUGGCGAGAGGAGGAUCUCAACAAAAUUUACAACACAAAAAACAUGUCAUCGGAAGACGUUAAAUACUUUACCCGCGCCGAAGUUGCCAAAAAUAACACCAAAGACAAGAAUUGGUUCAUUAUCCACAACAACGUGUAUGACGUGACCGCUUUUCUCAAUGAGCAUCCUGGUGGCGAAGAAGUUUUGAUCGAACAAGCCGGCAAAGAUGCUACAGAACAUUUCGAAGAUGUUGGCCACAGCUCCGAUGCCCGUGAAAUGAUGAAACAAUACAAAGUUGGUGAAUUGGUUGCCGAAGAACGUUCAAAUGUACCCGAAAAAUCCGAACCCACAUGGAAUACGGAACAAAAGACCGAAGAGUCUUCAAUGAAAUCAUGGUUGAUGCCUUUUGUUUUGGGUUUGGUGGCUACAUUAAUUUACAAAUUUUUCUUUGGUACUAAAUCCCAAUAAUUGUAAAUCACCGCAUAGAGAGACACAAAGAAAAGACAGUCAGAACAAAGCAAGCUAUUACUAUGACUAGAUAAGAACGUGAGAGAUGAUGGAGAACAUCACCACCAGCCACAAAAUAAAAAAACCAGACGCACUUUUUUUAACUAUCUUUUAAAAGAAAAAACCUAAAACACAAAACAUCCAAGGCGUGUGAAAUUAUGUUUUCUUGAUUUAACCAACAAAACACACAGUCACUCACUCAAAAUAUGUAAUGCUGUCAUUCCUUCUUUUUUCCAAAACAAAAAACACAGGAUGUUUGUAAUUCUAUUACAAAAAUUGCAUUUAAGUUUAUACUCCUAAUUCCUUAACUCCUUUUCCGCCCCCACUUUUUUGUAUUCUUAGUUAACCCUUGGUUUCCUUAUUUUAUUUAACAUCCCUUUGUAUACUUUCCACUGGUGUCAAUCGAUCAACCAACCUAUGAGUGCUCUUUACAAAGUGUCUAACAAUUAUUGUAAAUCUGCCUAAAGAAAUAUAAUGCUUUUAUAGUUAAUUUUUUUUUCGUCAUAUACACAUAUAAAACAGUAAGUGGAAGAAAUGUUCUAUAUAAAAUCAUAUGUCAUGUAAAGUAUAUAAUUUUUAUUAAAAUAUUUCCCCCCUUUAGUAUCAUCCAUAGUUUUCUUUAGAACAAAGAAACAAGAAGUAACAAAAUAACAAGUAGGAAUGAUGUAAAAUCUAAACUAAACAAAAAAACAAAACAUUGUUGUAAGGAAAUGGGAAAUUUUUGUUUUUCAAUAUUCAGUUUUUUUACAGUCUAAGAUGAGAAGAAUAAGUAAAUAAAAAUAUAUUUAAAUAAAUUAUAAAACAAA
Messenger RNA from Musca domestica (house fly), 1329 nucleotides. It is a transcript of the gene Cyt-b5, whose product is annotated as cytochrome b5-like. Gene Ontology annotation, cellular component: membrane; intracellular membrane-bounded organelle. The coding region runs from base 80 to 484 and encodes 134 amino acids. The transcript is spliced from 3 exons. Lineage: Eukaryota; Metazoa; Arthropoda; Insecta; Diptera; Muscidae. Gene Ontology annotation, molecular function: heme binding. The record is from RefSeq and is a predicted model, not a curated record.